UUGUAUUGUAAUAUUGUUGGCUAGUAUAUUAAUUUCAAAACCAAAUAAACUGCUAAUGUGCGAUUACACAUUAUGUUGUAAUACUGAUAGUACAUGUUUUGUUAGAUAUUGAGAAGGAAUCGUAAUUAUUGAGUGCGUCACGCAUGUAACCGUAAAUUUGCGUUCACGUUCGAUGUUGUUAUUAUACGGAUGUUUAGACGCGAACAAUGUCAAAAUAAUUUAAGCUUUAUAAACAUUGGCUUAUAUAUAAUGUAUUCGAAUGUAUACGUUUACACAGAUGAUAGUUUAUUUGUUGAUAGUGAGGGGCCGUCUGCAAACAACAUGAAACUGAACAAAACAAUGUUUUAUCAUUAGAUUUUUUUAAUUGUUAAUAAAAAACAAGCAUAAAUUGUGCAAUUGAGUACAGAUACACCAGCUUAAUGUUUAAUAAACAGAAUAAUCAUAUCAUAAUGUAUGUCCUACUGCACCGUGUUGGAAUGUCAUUUGUUAACUGUGCGGGGAUCAUGUUUCUGCGUCGGUCUUGCGGCGUAGCCUACGCAGAGACGCGUACCCUUGUGUAACAUCGCGUCAAACCCUACGCAGAGCGCAAGCUCUAUGAUUGGUCGGCUUGUACCCCGCCCUUCAGAUCAAAACCCCCGCGAUUGCGUCGGCUUUAUUUAUACGCAUUAAUGUGUGAAUUAUCUAAAUAAACAACAUAUUCUGCUGUAGUUAGCAUAUCAAGCUGCAAAAGUGAAUUUUUACUGCCGCUAUAACCGCUAAUGCUUCUCAAACAGCGUACACAACGAGCCGCUUCUUCUUUGGCUCUUGUUUUGGUUACACAAACAACACGCUUGUUGACACUGACGCCUAGUGGCUAUUGCUUGUCGACGCGGACAACGACGCACAAGUAUAAAGGAAAACCGGCGCGUUGCCUGUGGCGUAGCCCCGACGCACAAACAUGAUCCGUGAGCACGUUAAAUGGGAUGAUCUGGUUAUUACUUAUUCUGCUUACGAUAUACUGGAGCAAUACCAUGAAAAAAGUGAAAGCGAAUUUGAGAAUGCCGCGUACGAAGCAGAGCUUGCGAUCAAAGAUGGCCAAGAAAAGGAUGGCGGACCGGAUGGCUGCUGAUGCUGCAGAGGUUGUGCCACCUCUUAAAAAAAUGGCACAAAUAACUGAACAUUGUGUGUAUCACAAUGGGCCUACUCAAAAACCUUCUGAAAAACCUACUCAAAAACCUACUCAAAAACCUACUCAAAAACCUUCUGAAAAACCUACUCAAAAACCUUCUCAAAAACCUUCUCAAAAACCUUCUGAAAAACCUACUCAAAAGCCUAUUGAAAAACCUACUGAAAAGACUGUCCAAAUGCCUAUUAAUAACUGUGAUGAAAAUUCUAACAUGAAUGCUGUUUUUGAUUUGUUUCCUCAGAAACAUUACAUCACAGGUUCUUUCCAUCAAGGAGAUGCUCGUUAUGUCCAGAAUUAUGGGAAGCAAUGUGCAGUUAACAGUUUAACUGCAAUUCUGAUGUCUAAAUUGAAAAAUGUUUUUCAGUGGAGCACCAGUGAUAUUAAUUCUGUGUUGUUGCAUGGUGAUCAGUUUUAUUCAGACAUCAAAGCUGCUGGUAAGAUCAGUGACCACAUUAAUGGAUACAUGUAUGUCGAGGAGCUGCCAGACUCACACACACUGAAUGAUUGUAGUUUUGCAAUAAACUAUGAUGAUUCAUUAAAACGUACACCAUACUCACGUAAGCAGUACAGAGAGAAACUCCAAUACACCACCAAAAAUGACUUUCAACAGAAGAAAAACAUCACUGCUAAGAAAAGAUAUCAAGAGGAUGAAACUUACAAAGAUAAACUGAUGAAAUUCAGCACUGAGAAAUACAAGACAAAUGAACAGCAUCAAGAAAAGAUCAAACAAUAUAGUAAAGAUAGAUAUAAAUUUGAUGAUUUGCAUCGUGAGGUUGUGAAAAGGUUUAGCACAGAGAAGUAUGCUAAUGAUGAAAUACACAAACAAGCUGUGAAAGAAUUUAGCCACCGAAAAUACCAUGAGAAUGAAAUACACAAACAAGCUGUGAAAGAAUUUAGCCACCGAAAAUACCAUGAGAAUGAAAUACACAGAAACAGUGUUAUAGAUUAUAAUAUACAGAAAUAUAGAAUUGAUGAUGGCUUUGCCAAUAGGAUCAAAAUAAGAAACACUGAAAGAAGAUGUGAGACACAGAUGAAUAAAAAGGACAUUGACUUUGUGAUGGAACAGUUUAAAGAUAAAAUAUCUACAGGUCCUGAAUAUGUUUGUUCAGUUUGUCAUCGCUGUUGCUUUAAAAUGCAGGUUAAACACUGCAAAAUAGAUACAUACUUUCAAAAGUCAGCACAAUGCAGGUAUGUUGCAGAAAAAUGUGUAACAUUUAAUUAUGUACAUGAGUGUGAUCAAGACUGUUGUGAAGACUGUGUUUACAGAAACAGCUCAGCUGCAUCUUUGUGGAUUUGUCACACAUGUGAUAGAAAAAUUUCUCAAUGUAAAAUGCCUGCUGAAAGUGUAGCAAAUAAUCUUGCUCUGGAUCCUAUUCCUCCUGAACUGAGCUGCUUAAAUUCUCUUGAGGAACAUCUAAUAGCAAAGCACAUUCCAUUCAUGAAAAUGCUGGCAUUACCACGUGGAGGACAGAAUGGUGUUCAUGGACCAGUGACUUGUGUUCCAUCUAAUGUUACAGAUGUUGUGAAUGUUUUACCAAGAUCAGAAAAUGAUGAUUUGAUGAUUCGUGUAAAGCUCAAGAGGAAAUUAACAUAUAAAGGGCAUUAUGAGUAUAAAUAUGUACAUACUGAAAAGAUAAAGACAGCGCUGGCAUACUUAAAGGAUAAUAACAAGUGGUAUACAGAUGUGGACUUUAAUGAAACUUGGGUUAAUCCUCUGAGUAAAACAGAAGAAGAGAUUGUUGAGGAAAUUGACAAUAAUGAGCAACUUUCAGAGAAUUGUCAGGACAUGUGUGUUGAGACAGAGAACAAAACUGAGAAUGAAGAUGAUGAGAUGACUGAUGAGACACUUCAUGAUAGACAACAGCAUGGAUUAUAUAUGGACACAUGCCUUCAACCAGUGGAUAUUGGACAAGAAAUUUGUGAUCAGCAUUUUGAUGGCAUUAUGUCACUUGCACCAGCGGAGGGCAAUAAUCCAGUGAGAAUGUUAAUGGAUGAAACUAAUGAGGCCAAAUGUUUUCCAGUUCUAUUCCCAAAGGGAACAGGAACAUUUCAUGAGUCAAGACAGGAAAAACUAACAAUUUGUAAAUACUUGAAAAAUAGAAUCCUAAACGCAGACGGACGUUUUGCUCAAAACCUAGAUUACAUAUUUUAUGGCCAAUAUUUGUCUGAGUUGAAUCAAGUUAUUUCAAAUGUAUCAAUUGCUUUAAGGAAAGGUUAUCAUACUGAUAACAAAACAAAAAUUACUCCAGAGAAGCUGACAAACAAAGAAUCACUUCAAAAGAUUUUGAAUUUUGAUCAGGGUUACAAAUUCUUAAAGCCAAUAAGAGGAUCACCGAGUUUCUGGAGCUCCUGCCAACGAGACCUUUUCGCAAUUUUGCGUCAACAAGGCCUACCAUCGUUUUUUGCGUCAUUUUCAUCCGCUGACUUGCGCUGGCCAGAGCUAAUGCAGACUAUUGCGAGACAAGAGGGCUGUGAAACUCCUAUUGAUGAACUGGACUGGUCUGAGAGAUGUGGAAUGCUUAAACGAAAUCCAGUAAUUGCUGCUCGUAUGUUUGAUCAUAGAUUUCACUGCUUUCUGAAAGAUGUGAUUAUGUCACCAGCUCAACCAAUCGGGAAAGUAAUUGAUUAUUUCUAUCGUGUAGAAUUUCAGCAGCGUGGAUCACCUCAUACACACUGUCUGUUUUGGGUUGAAAAUGCCCCUCAGGUUGACAAAGAUGAUGAUAAAGAUGUUGUUGCAUUUGUUGAUCAGUAUGUCACUUGUGAAAUGCCAUCUGAGGAAGAUGAACUGUAUGAAAUUGUGAGCAGUGUCCAACAACACAGCAAAAGACAUUCAAAAACAUGUAGAAAGAAAGGAACUGUGUGUAGAUUUAACUUUCCACGUCCACCGAGCAAAAAUACUUUCAUUACAAGAAGCAGUAAUACUGAUAAGGAUAAAAAGGGAGCUGAUGAUAAAAAACAUGAAAAUUCAAACAACUGUAAAGAAAUAUCAAGUGAGGUAGCUGAAUCUAUAUUAAAACAAGUAAAAGAAUGUUUGUUGAAUAGUGAUGCUGUAUUUGACUCAGUUGACUCUAUGUUUGCGUAUCUUGGUAUAAAUCAAGAAAUAUUUGAAGCAGCGUACAACAAACUGACGAAGAAAACAAGUGUUCUGUUGAAGAGAAAGCCAAGUGACGUGUGGGUGAAUCAGUAUAAUCCAGAUCUGUUACGCUGCUGGAAUGCAAAUAUGGACAUACAGUUUGUUGUUGAUGCUUACUCUUGUGUUGUUUAUAUAAUUUCCUACAUUUCCAAAGCUGAGAGAGAAAUGGGAUUGCUGCUGGCUAACGCUCAGAAAGAAGCACACAGUCAAGGUAAUAUGGAUGCGAAACAAGCUUUAAGAAAACUUGGAAGUGUGUUUUUACAUAAUCGAGAGGUUUCAGCUCAAGAGAGUAUUUAUCGGUUGACAAACAUGAGAUUAAAAGAAGCAUCAAGGAAAGUGGUUUUCAUUCCAACUGGUCCUAAUACAGUGAAAAUGAGUUUACCAUUAAACGUAAUGCAGAAAAAAGCUGAAUGUGCAGAAAACGACAGUGAUGAGAUAUGGAUGAAAAGCAUCACAGACAGAUACAGAGCUCGACCAAACACAAAUCAAUUUACUGGAAUGUGUUUAGCAACUUUUGCUUCAGAAUACAGAGUUUUGAGUAAAUCUGAAACCUCAUGUUCAGACAGAGUAACACUGGAAAAUGACAUGGGAUUUGUGAGAAAAAGAACUCGCACAGGCUUUGCUGUUGUACGAUACGCACGUUUUUCACCCACUAAAAAUCCAGAAAAUUAUUUUCAAAGUAUUUUGGAAUUAUUUUUGCCUCAUUUUUCUCAAAGCCAACUGAAACCACCAACUUUUACCUCCCAUAAGGAUUUUUAUGAGACUGGAUAUGUAAACAUUAAUGAUGAGCUUGAGUCAGUGAAAAUGAUUGUGGACACAAACAUGGCAAAAUUUGAAAAAGAAGCAGACACAAUACAGAGAGCUCAAGAUGAUCUAGAUAAACAUGGACCAAUGGAAGAUGCUUGGGCUGAAAUCUGUCCAGAAGCUGAACUUGAGCGUUUAGAAUGUCUUGAGAAUAAACAACAAAUAGAAACAGAAAAAGAUGAUGAUGUCAUACCUGAUCUAUUACCAAACGAAGGUGUUUCCAAAAUAGAAAACAAUCCUUCUGCUAUGACAAAACAAGAUGCUAUGGCAUUACUACGAUCAUUGAAUGAAAAACAGUCACAAAUCUUUUAUAAAGUACGUCAAUGGUGUUUAGCAAAAGUACAAGGUGAGUCCCCAGAUCCAUUUCACUUGUUCAUAUCUGGUCCAGGAGGCGUGGGAAAGUCUGUACUGAUUAAAGCAAUCCAGUAUGAAAGCAGUCGCAUCCUUUCAAAGCUGUCAGAGAAUCCAGAUGAGACACACGUGCUGUUAACAGCGCCCACUGGUGUUGCUGCUUAUAAUAUAAACGCUGCUACAAUCCACAGCACUUUCUCUAUCGGAACAAAUGCAUCACUGCCAUAUCAACCGCUUGGAGAUGAAAAAAUUAAUUCAUUGAGAGCCAAAUUUGGAAAACUGCAAAUUUUGAUAAUAGAUGAAAUUUCAAUGGUUGAUCAUAAACUCCUUGCAUAUAUUCAUGGAAGAUUGAGACAAAUCAAACAAACAGGUGAUUAUUCUGCAUUUGGAAAAGUCUGUGUCAUUGCAGUCGGAGAUUUUUAUCAGCUGUCACCUGUUAAAGGAAAACCACUUUACACUGAACCAAUAAACAGUGUGAAUCUUUGGGAAACCAACUUCAGUUUCGUUGAACUUAAAGAGAUUAUGAGACAAAAGGACAAAAGGUUUGCAGAAUUAUUAAAUCGUUUGAGAGUACAUAAAAAAGGUGAACCAAUGCUUGAACAAGAUGUUGCUAUGCUUAAACAAUGUGAAACUGGUGAUGGAGAUGAAAGCACAGCUCUCCACAUUUACGCUACUAACAGAGAAGUUGAUGAACAUAAUAUAAAGAUGUUGUGUAAAUUGUGUUCUGACACAGUAACUAUAAAUGCCAAAGACUUUGAGAAAAAUGUUAAAACUGGCCGAAUGGAAAGAAAAGAUGGGUUUCAUGUCAGAAUUCAUAACAGUUCUUUAGAGAAAUCUCUUGAGUUAGCUGUUGAUGCUCGAGUAAUGCUGCUGAAGAACAUUAAUGUUUCUGAUGGGCUUGUGAAUGGAGUUUUUGGGACAAUUAAAGAAUUCUGUUAUGAUGAUGAUGAAACAUUUCCAGCCAAAAUGUAUAUUGAUUUUGAUGAUGAAAGAAUUGGUAAAGAAGCCAGAAGUAAAAACCCAUGUUUAAAACCUGGAUUGGAGAAAUGUACACCAAUUGAACCUGCAGAAGAAAAAGUCACAAGCGCUGGGGGCAUCAGAAUACAGUAUUCCCUGAAACUUGCUUAUGCAUGUACAGUUCACAAAGUACAAGGUCUCACAGUGAAUAAAGCUGUUGUGUCAAUGAAGAAGAUAUUUGCUCCAGGACAAGCUUAUGUUGCAUUGAGUCGUGUGACUUCUCCUGAUGGACUGAUAAUAGAAGAUUUUCAGGAGAAAGUUAUUUUUGCAAAAGAUAACAUUGUACAAGCUUUGCAGAGUAUGCCACCGUUCAUUCUUCCAUGUGAAACAACAGUAAGUUCAACAUUUCAAAUGAUAUUACACAAUGUGCAAGGGCUUAUUCCACAUAUCUCAGACAUUCGACAUGACAGUAGAUAUUUUCAAGCAGAUAUGAUUUGUGUGACAGAGACAUGGCUAAAACCAAACUAUUAUGAUAAUGAUAUCAGACUUGCUGGAUACUAUUUUCAUGACAAAGCACGAAGUGAUGCAUAUGACACAAGCCAAGAUGUUUUUGCUAAACUAAAAGAGGAAAAUCAUGGUGGUGUGGGUGUAUAUCACAGAGAGAAUGUAGAAGUUACUGUACUUGAUUUACCAUGUAUUAACAUUGAAUGUCUAAUGUGCAGGGUUGAACAUUUAAACACAACUGUUGCAGUCGUGUACAGACCUCCAUCAUAUAAUUUACUGUUGUUUAGAGAGAACUUGAUUAACUUCAUCAAUGAAAUCAACAGUUUACAAGGAGGCAAAAUCAUUCUUGGAGAUUUCAAUGAAAACCUUCUCAAAAAAUCAACUAUUCAUGAUGUCAUGCAGCAGUUUGGCUUCAGACAAAUAGUUUACAGUGCAACAACUGAGAGUGGCACAUUGAUUGAUCAUGUUUACAUAAAAGAUGUUGAGUUGAAUAAAAUAAAGAUUGACAUAAUGCCCACAUACUUUAGCUACCAUGACUGCAUUGUCUGUGGUUACACCCUACCGUACCUUUAA
Triplophysa dalaica is the source of this 7487-nucleotide messenger RNA. RefSeq lists its product as uncharacterized. Gene Ontology annotation, biological process: DNA repair; telomere maintenance. The transcript is spliced from 5 exons. The record is from RefSeq and is a predicted model, not a curated record. Lineage: Eukaryota; Metazoa; Chordata; Actinopteri; Cypriniformes; Nemacheilidae. Gene Ontology annotation, molecular function: DNA helicase activity; ATP hydrolysis activity. The coding region runs from base 963 to 7487 and encodes 2174 amino acids.